UUAGAUUUCAAAAUGCCUCUUUCUGUUCCAGUAAAACCACCUUCGAGGUCUUUUCUCGAAGCUGCUGAGUCUUCAAAGCUCCUAGACUGGGAGUUGGACUCGAUAAAGACCGAAAGAGAAGAAAAUGUUGCUCGUAGCUUAUUCCAUUACCGCAACUUGAAAUCAGAGUUGAAAAACCAGUGUGAAAUUUCUAGAAACCUUCAGGAAGAUAUGGACGAAAGCAGUAGUUACGAGGCAGCAACUGUCUGGGUUAUGGGGUCAUGGGAAGCACUAGAGUCUCUCGAGGGAAAGAGAGAAGAAUCUAAGGAGUAUAUGAAACGAAUAGCUCAAUUGUCAAGGGAGAUUUUGACUCUUAAAAUUCAGAUUUUGUGCGCAAAGGUUGUUCAUGUUGGCGCUGUCAUCAAACAGUUACAGGAAUUGGAGGCAUCAGCUGGACCCAAGUCUACCACACCUCCAGAACUACUUUUCCAUAAGUUUGAGGAAUGGGUUCAAUCAAAUGAACAGAUUUACAACUUGCAGUCUAGUAUACUAAAUUUAGAAGCCCAAAAAGUCAGGCUUCACAAAAGCAUUCGAACAGAACAUGCAAGACAACUUUCUGUGUCAUCCAUAGCAACAAAGGGUUCUUUUGCAUCUGCCCUAGAGGACCAUCCUGGCAAAAACACUGAAUCAGGAUUAAUGCUUCAGUUUGCUGAUGAACCCAUGGUAUCCCAUAUUCCUUCAAAACAAGAAGCAAUGCUUGACAAACUACUGGUGGUCAGCUCUCAGAAUAAGAGCUUUGAGUCGUUCAAGUUAAAAGCCUACAUACGAGAGUGCUGGGAAGUCAAGCAUGUUGAUGAUGAUUUCCCAACUGGAGUUCAUCAGGAUCGGUAUCAGGAGUUCAUUGGUGGGAUGUGUCAGUACAUUGUUGAUAAACCAACUUAUAGCUUCUUGUCAUAUGAUGCUGUCUUUGCAAAAUUAGAGCAUCACCUAAUGCCUGAAAUCUACAGCCGGGUUCAAGAGCAUGUCAGCCGACCAGAAGAUGAUGCUAAAUUAGCACGGUUUGGCAAAAACCUUGCGUUCUUAAGCCAGUCACAGUUUGGCAUCAAACCUGAGUGCCAAGAUAUCAGUUUGUCACCUUACUACGCAGCCAUUUCUGCUCUCAAGGCUUCUUCAAUGUGCUUAAUCCCAACCAGAAAGAUUUUCCAGAUAGUUAGAGCUGCAAAACUUGUGUUUGAAAAUUUGAAUGAGAUAGCAGCACAAGAUAAUCGAAGUCCCCCUGGAGCAGAUGAGUUCAUGGAUGUUUGGGUGUACGUAGUUCUCAAGGCAAACAUCCCAAAACUUGCCUCAACUGUUGCCUACCUCAAGAAAUACUGCAAUCCAAAUCUGGCAUUCACUGAAGCUGGGUACUACCUUUCUAGUGUAGAGUUUGCUUGUCAGUACAUUCUUAGGCUAAAUGAACAUGAGUUUCCUGUCCAUCAGGGCAAGAAGAUUGACAAAAUAGUAGUAUGUGAACAAAGAAGAUAUCGACAGCUCGCAUCAGAGGGGGCUUCAGUGUUUGAGGCGGUUUCCGAGAAUGAAUGGUUGAAAGGGUAUCAGAUGUUUGCUGUGAAAGAAUGGCAGUUGGAUCCAUUGAGGUACUUCAGCACUGUCCUGGUACCAACUGAUGAUCAAUCAGCCAAAGUAAAAGUGUCAGUCGUCAGAGUAAAUAAAGAGGUUGUGUCAGCGUCUCAGCUGGAGUAUCUCAAGUCCUGCUUUCUGGAGCCCUCAGCAGCACAUGGCUUGGCAUCAGUCAACACUCAUCUUGGUAGCACAGUUAUACUCUACUCAAGCAAUGCUCAACGAAGUCUGACUCUUAUUCCCAUCAAAAGUGGUCAAUAUGAUGAGGUAGAGGAUAGUUUGAAGUGGUAUUGUACACUUGAAAGACUAAGCUGCAUCCAGCCGAGGAACCAAACUGUUCGUAUGAACCCAGAAAACACUUCUACUGAUACAGAAUUAGAUAAAAGUGGGGACACAAAGAGAAAGGUUCAAACACAGUGCUUGUCGUCAGAUCUUACACUUUUGCAUCUUCAUAGUGAACAUUCUGAACAUGAAGGGCUCUUCGAUAAUUCUAUAGGAAUUACGGACAGCUUGGAAAAGAAAGAGCCAAUGGAUAUCAUAAGUACUGAUUUUGUGUUGGAUGCUGCUCAACACAAGAAUGUGUUAGUCCAGAGUGUAUAUUAUAAUGAUGAAGAGAAAAAGACUGCUAGCAAUUUAAUGACUGUUCUCCUCAACUAUCUCUACAUUCUUGGAUAUCUUAGCCACUUAAUCGACAUACCAGAGCCCUACUUUAAUAAUGUAAUUGUUCUAGCAGUCAGGCACUUUCAGCUUGAUUAUAACUCUUAUUCACCUGACGACACCCUCCCUACUAGUGGCCAUCUCACACCUGCAACGCUGAAGGCCUUGACGGAACUUCUAAAAACAACCAUAGAGAAGCUCAACAGACUAGGAUUUCACUUUGAGGGAGAACUUCAUUUGAGCCGUGAGAAGGAAUGGAUUGCAUUUUCCAAGUUUGUUAGUCACUGUCAAGAUUCCAUGGUGAUCAAUAUCCACAUGAAAGGGGCGCUUGAUAGACAAACAAGAGAGGAGAUUGACAGAUUGGUGGCUGAUCUUCGAUGUCAUUUGACUUAGUGGUUUGUUUUCAAUGUACAAUUUUAUUUACCAGUAAUUAUUUGACAUCAAACAUUUAAGUAGUGAUUGCUUAGUCUCCUGAUCACAAGCCAGGGAUGAAGGCUUAUGGCUAAAGCACUCAUCACAUAAUCAAAUUGGAAAUUAGGAAUUGAUUUUUGUGGAGUGAAAACUGGAGAAAAAGUCCGACUCAACGCACAGGAGAGAAACAACAAACAACUCUACUCACAUGAUACAGAGCCUGGCUGGUGCUUCGCUGCAUAAGAUCACAAAUCAUGCCCUUGGAAUUGCUUCAUCAUUGAAGAACUACUUUAUCAUUGCUCAUCUACACCAACACACACUUACUGGCACUGAAAUGUAACAUUGAAUAUUUCUCCCUGAAAAUGGAAUACAGUCUGAAAGCUUGGAAUUAAAAAUAAAAAAGAGGUUGAAGCAGGUUUUUCAAAUCAAGAUUCGUUUGUACUCCUCUCUUCUCAUUAUCACCAAGCACUGAAAUUUGACUGAGAAAAAGGACUAAAAUAGGGAAAAAAUUACACCCAAAUACAUAAAUUUUGAGCAGAAUUUUGUUAGGAUUUACUCCAUGUAAGAUAAAAACACCAUAUGCUGCAUAUAUAUGUGAACUUUUAUCUUUGUUUCUUGAAAAUAACAAAUGUUUAUAUAUAAUUAUAUAUAUAUAUGUGUAUGUAUAAUUAUUAUAGAGCUACAUACUUUAAAACAACCCCCAAUGUACGCAUGUUCGAUCUUACAGCCUUUCUGCUUUUUUUUAGUGGAAAAGACUAAAUAUGGAAAAAUUUAGUGAUUUUACUUGGCCCUUGAAAAAAAAAAA
This is a messenger RNA of Actinia tenebrosa (Australian red waratah sea anemone), 3469 nucleotides long. RefSeq lists its product as uncharacterized. Lineage: Eukaryota; Metazoa; Cnidaria; Anthozoa; Actiniaria; Actiniidae. Gene Ontology annotation, biological process: vesicle-mediated transport. The record is from RefSeq and is a predicted model, not a curated record. Gene Ontology annotation, molecular function: guanyl-nucleotide exchange factor activity; small GTPase binding. Gene Ontology annotation, cellular component: endocytic vesicle; cytosol.